AUGACAACAAUUAAAGUACACGGAGGUAUUGACAUACUGCGGUUACCUGUCAACCAAGAGGAGCAUAUCUUUCCUCCCUGGCAGAUAAAGUACACUCAGUCCCAUAUAUUGCACUCCAAGUGCUCCAAACAUGAAGAAUCUUGUCCUGCUGACAGUGAUCCUUGUCAAUUUUGCGAGUACAACAGAGCGUUGGAGAUGCCUCACAUGCCGGACAUGGAGAAGGUAAAGCCAUUUGAUUGGACUUUCACCACCGAUUACAUGGGCACGUGUAAAGGUUUUCAAAUUGAGGAAACUGAUGAGAGAAUCGAUUUAGAAAAGCUCAAGAGGAAGGAUAAAAUUUUAUUUUAUCAUGAGCUUACACUUUUUGAAGAUGAGCUUCAUGAUAAUGGAAUAGCUUCUUUGACAGUAAAAAUUACUUCGUUAUACCACAAACUAACAGUUCCUGAGGCCGAUUCUUCGUCUCAAUCAAAAUCAUCCAGUGAACCAGAGCCUAAGCAAUUGAACGAACCCAAUCAUGAGACUUGA
Molecule: messenger RNA, 525 nt
Organism: Cotesia congregata
Lineage: Eukaryota; Metazoa; Arthropoda; Insecta; Hymenoptera; Braconidae
Source: the annotation of a GenBank genome assembly